AUGGGAGACGACUCGCCAAAAAAUAAAGUAAAGUUCCUCUGCAGCUACGCCGGCAAGGUCCUUCCACGACCCUCCGAUGGGAUUCUAAGGUACGUCGGCGGCGAGACUCGGGUGGUUUCAGUGCCUCGUGACGUGACCUUCUCCGAGUUGAUGAAGAAGGUGGGGAGCAUGGUGGAGGGGGAGGUGGUGCUCAAGUACCAGCUUGUCCCGGAAGAUCUGGACGCGUUGGUGUCUGUUAGGACGGAGGAAGAUGUGAAGCACAUGAUCCAGGAGCACGACCGCCACCACAUAGGAUUGCUCCGUGCAUUCCUCUUUCCCUCUAACAAGAUGUGUUUGGCUGCGUCGGAAACCUAUCCAUUGGAGCAACGUUACAUCGACGCCGUGAAUGGGAUCCUGAGAACAAGCCCUAAGGCCACGACCAGGGGCUCUGCGUGUUCUUCCCCGAAAUCAAUCUCACCAGAUGCAGGGGAUCAGUACUCCCCUCGCUUUGGCAAUUCGAUAUCCAUAUCCAGUGCGAUGCAGAUGCAGAGAGUGCGAAGCUCUCCCAGCCUCUCCAACAUGGAUCAGCAAGCUCAUUACCACCAACAUUCCCAUCUCCCUUUUCACAACUAUCCAUCUUUCUCUACCACUAGACCCCCCCAAGAUCCUCAAAUAACAAGACUUGGUGGAAGGGGUGCCUCCUUCAACCACCACCACUCAAACCCCAGACAACCCCCCAGAGGACUAGGACCCUACGGCUACCCUGACGACUCUGCAACUUAUGGGAAUGCCCUUCAUAACAUCCCCAGAAGUCCCAGAAGAAAAUCUAUAUGGGAGUAA
Molecule: messenger RNA, 819 nt
Organism: Vigna angularis (adzuki bean)
Lineage: Eukaryota; Viridiplantae; Streptophyta; Magnoliopsida; Fabales; Fabaceae
Exons: 2
Coding region: 1-819 (272 amino acids)
Molecular function (GO): protein binding
Source: RefSeq, a predicted model, not a curated record